AUGGAUGACUCACUGAAGACUUUUCUUGCAAUAUUUCUCCUUGAGACUGUCACCGGCCUGUCCUCCAGUAUCUUCACCAUCAUUUCUCUUUCUCUUGCCGGUUUUCAAAGGACAAAUAUUGUUCCACUGAACAUGAUCUUAAUGUCUCUGAAUAUAUCCAAUGUGUUCUUCACCGUAUCUAAUGCAACCUUCUUGUUCAUCACCAUCUUAUGGCCAUAUUUUUACAGUGUAAGUUUUCUGUUUUACUUCCUCUUCUACAUGGCUACAUGCACCACCACAUCCAGCGCAUGGCUCACUGCUAUUCUCUGCUUCUUCUAUUUCAUGAAGAUCAUACCUUCCCGGCCUGGAGUCCUCAUGGACAUGAAGAAUAAAAUUGGCGCCAUUGUCUGGAAGUUGAUUUUGAUGGUUGGGAUUUUCUCUCUUGGUGGAAGUUUCCUAUCGAUGCUUAUAUCACUUCCAAAGCUGAAUGAGAGGAACUCAACUAUGAAUGAUAUAGAAAUACUGGAAGAGAACAUAAAACAGCAAAAGAAAUUAAUAAAUAUCAUCAUGAUGCUCAAUUAUCUGCCCCUCAUUACAGUUGUAGUGACAACUGUUGCCAGCACUUGGAUCCUCAAAGUGUACGACGGUCAGAUGAAGAAGAAUAGUGGGACUUUGGUCAACACCAACGUAAAGGGUUAUCGAAAGGCAGUCCACACAAUGAUAGGUUUUCUGAUCUUCUAUGUGUUACUAUCUAUCACUGUUAUCAUUAUUUCCUUAGAUAUAUUUGUUAGCAGAAGUGUUGGAUUCUGUAUAUGUUCAAUGGUUCUACUUUCAUUUCCCACAGGACAAUCCACUCUCCUUAUCUACAGUAACUCGGGAUUAAAGCAGAUUUUAAGGAAGCUUUUCACUUUGUUUACUUGUAGGAACUCCAGAGAGUGA
Hyla sarda is the source of this 918-nucleotide messenger RNA. RefSeq names its product taste receptor type 2 member 14-like. Gene Ontology annotation, cellular component: membrane. Bases 1 to 918 code for a protein of 305 amino acids. Gene Ontology annotation, molecular function: bitter taste receptor activity; G protein-coupled receptor activity. The transcript has a single exon. Gene Ontology annotation, biological process: detection of chemical stimulus involved in sensory perception of bitter taste; sensory perception of taste; G protein-coupled receptor signaling pathway. NCBI's taxonomy places the organism in Eukaryota, Metazoa, Chordata, Amphibia, Anura, Hylidae. The record is from RefSeq and is a predicted model, not a curated record.